AACAAAUCUCUUAAUCUCUCCAAAUAAACCCUCAAACAAUUGCUCAGAAAAACUCUCCUUUUUCUGUGCUCCAAAUAUGCCCAAACCAAUCUCCAAUCAAAGACAAAGAAACGCUAAUUCGUAUGUUGGUAUUUAUAGCAAACACCAAACCCAAUAAGAACAGGAAACCAAAACUGGACUUUGACCCGAUUGGCGGUCGACCGCGAUCCAGCGACAAAGACCAAAUUCGCCUACAGGGUCUGGCGGGCGGCCGUGGCGAUCGACCGCAACGAAUCCAAAAUCACACCCUGAGCCUGUGCACGUUUGCGGUCGACCGGCCUUGCGCCACGGUCGACCACGCAGCUUCCAAACAGUUCCCCUGCGCUUCCAAAACCUGUUCUUCACCAAAUUUCUCACCGAUUCUACAGGUGCAAUUUCAGCACUCUCUUAAUUUAUUCUGCGCUUAAUUAAUACUGCUGGUUAACGGGAAAUCUCAACUGCUAGCAAUUCUCAAAAAAGGAAAUAGGCAAGUAUAUGAAAAUACUCGGUGAAGCAUUGAAACUUUGCCAACCCAUCAACAGCAACUCGAUAUCUGUUCACAGGCCUAGGUUUUGUACUCUCCUCCAGCUCAACAAAUCUGCCCAGGAGCUUGCAGCCCAUAUUGGAGAAGUUGUCAUCAACAAAUGCUUCUGUACAAGAAGAAACCCCAUCAGCAUCUCCGCUGCUGAUAUUUACCUAGCUUGCCAACUCGAAGACAAGCGAAAAACUCAAGCUGAAAUCUGCAAGGUAACAGGUCUCACUGAGGUCACUCUUUGUAAAGUGUACAAAGAACUCCAGCAGUGCCCCCCUUAGAAAGCUUUUCCUAAGGCUUUAAUAACUUCUGGCCGAUCAUCAACUCCUAAAGUUGAAGCUUCUGAAGAUAAGCCUCCAAGAGUUUUAAAAAACCUGAGGUUAGGGAAGAAGAUGACUGUUCUUUGGCAUUGUUGUAUACUCGUGAUUUGAAUACGGCAGCAUUUUGGCAGAAAGAUGAGGCCAAGGAUGUGCAUUUUUCUGAGUUUGAUCAGAAGGUCAAUACAGACUCGAUACUUGAUAGUAGCACAAGAUGGAUGAGGCAAACGACGUGUACAUCAUCAUCUCAAGGAUACAAUUCUUGGCAAUUUAAUCGUACCUGGAUCUUCCAAUGCUCGGUCUGGAAAGCCUCAAAAAUGGUUAGGAAACAAGACUGGAAGUGGGAGUGCUGAUGGUUGAUGCUGUUGAAUGUAAUGAAAUAGUUGACUGCAAUUUAUAGUCACUGUUCUUUGAGCGGUAUAUAUUUGUAAUCUGGAAUUACUAUGGCAAGCACAUAAUUUAUACUGUUUCUUGCGCAGUAUAGUGUGUAUUGUGCCGGUCUACUGUAUUGAAGAAUGACAAAUUACUUAAA
Molecule: messenger RNA, 1399 nt
Organism: Asparagus officinalis (garden asparagus)
Lineage: Eukaryota; Viridiplantae; Streptophyta; Magnoliopsida; Asparagales; Asparagaceae
Product: plant-specific TFIIB-related protein 1-like
Exons: 2
Coding region: 514-831 (105 amino acids)
Biological process (GO): DNA-templated transcription initiation; transcription preinitiation complex assembly
Cellular component (GO): nucleus; transcription preinitiation complex
Molecular function (GO): TBP-class protein binding
Source: RefSeq, a predicted model, not a curated record